AUGGACACACUACAAAGUAACUGUCGGUACCAAGCACAUCCACAUUUAUUGAGUUUUGUCAAUCACGCUGUCUUUUCAGACUGAACACGGAGGAGGCAUGGGCGGAAUUUAGAGGACGCCGGUGCCACAUUCACAAGGAAUGAAGUAGCGCUUUUUAGCUGGCAAACGCUGUCGUUUGGGCAUAUCGACAUGAUGCAACUAACGUUUAAUUUGCCACAUCAAGGUUGCCAGUAAAUCAUAUUUAGCUAUCUAGCAUCCAUGUACAACAAGCGGUCAGCUUUCAAGACAUAUAUUUACUAGGUUAGAUGAUAGCUAGCUAUCUGUUUAGCUAGUGUUGCCAAACCCUCAGUAAGGAAAGUAGCUCUUAGCUGUCCUAAAAGUUGCUAGAAGUUACUAAAUGAUUUGCAUAAUUGACCAUGUGCAUGUAAUUGUGAUGGAUGCUGUAGGAGAGAGGAAUAACGUCGUGGGGGAGACAAAAAGUGAGUAAAAAACACCCUAAAUAUGUUUAGAACUACAAAUGAACUUUCUUCUGUCGAUUCUUUUUUUUUUUUUAUGUCACAAUUCCAACCCUCCUCCUUUAUCCUGGCUUGGGACUGGCAAAAAUGUCCCAAAAGAGACACUGUUAUUAUCUUUUUUUUUGUGUGUGUGUUUAGUUUUCUUAAGUUUGGUUUGGUUUUUAACCCUAUGGUACACUUAGGAGCCUACGACAAGUCACAGUAAAACAUUAACAUUUGAACCAUAACAUAAAAAAAAAAAGUGUAUACAAUCUACAUUAACAAUCUAAAUGGACCAAAAAGAGACAAUAGAAAAAACUAUCAAUGGCAAUGUGAGAAAAUGAUGGUAACUACUCUGGCCUUAAUUCAGGUUAAUUGUUUGUUUUUUUCAGACCCCCCUCCACACACACACAGGCUGUGCUGGCUCUCAGAAAUAGUGGGUCAUCGUCAUUUUGGUCAAGGCUCUCUAUGGCAGGUUCAGCAACUGAGGGAGCAGACUUAAAUGAGUAAGCAGCUGAUGUGCCAAAAAGCUGCAAAACAUUAUCAGGCAGCUGGUGCUCAUAGCAAGCCUCACCAGACAGCUUCAGUCCAUAUCGAAUGUACAGGAUGGAGUUAAGGGUCUGCGAGGACAUCCGAUUUCUAAGUUUGCUUUUUACCACACUCAUCUGGCUGAAUACUCUCUCGACUUCCGCAUUCAAGUGUGGCAAGGACAACACAGACACAGCAGCCAUGGCAAGUUCUUGAAACGCGUUGAUAUCAGCUGCAUCCCUGAACUUCCAAAUCUCACUCUAGAAGCCCAGUGUGUUUUUUGUCUCAUUCCAUUUACUAAGAUGGAUGGCACGCCAUUGCUGUACAAUCUUGUCUAUCUCUGCAGGGGAGUAGCCAAGUAGCUUGGCUAUUUUUUUAUAUUUCUUCAGGGCUCUUAUUGUGGUUUAGAGUUUCCUCCACAUUGAAAACUGAUAUGUACUGCAAUGCUUCGAUGUUGUCCGGCAGUCUCACCCUCAACUCAUUAGUGAGGGAGAUGGUGAAGGCUACACACCGCUUUCGGACAUUGUACGGUUUGGGACUGAUGUAUCCAUCUAUUGGGUACAUCAACAUUUGCCAGUGGAUUCAGGACCCUGCUGCUCACAGACUUGAUCAGGCUAACCAAGCUGUCAAGUAGCUUAAGAGGAUCUACUUGCUCUCCCUCAAAAGCCUUGAUGGCCAACUGUACCUCACCCAGCACUGACUUCAAAAAAGUCAGAUACAAUAUGUUUUGAGGAUCACUGUACAUGGAGUAUAAAACCUCAGCCAUGUAGCAGUGUUCACUGGACUUGGUGACUGCGAAAUGCAGCCUAAGCUCCUCCCACUGGUCCAAAAUGCGUGAAACCGCGGGUUCAAUGGAGAGCCAAUGUGUGGCACACACCUUGGUUAUCUGUAAAGGUUUCUCCCCACAGUUGAUGGUCUCAUAUAUGGCUCCCUGCGCUUUGGAGACACUGAAAACCAGUUAUAAGUCUCUCGUACCAAGUACUCCACACUACGGUGGAUGGUGUCAUUGGAAGCAUGACUUACAGCAAGCUGCAGAGAGUGGCACACACAGCAAAUAAGAACCAGAUCUUUGAGGCCAUACUCCUCCUUCAGCACUUUAUGGACCCCAUUGUUAAUCAAUGUCAUAACAGAGGCAUUGUCAGUCCAUAUCCCCAGGAGUUUCUCUUUUUUAAGACAACACUUUGGCAUCUCCUCCCUCCAACUCAACAAGCCCCAGAAAUGUUGAUACAAUUGUCUGCUUGGUGUCACUAAAGUACCUUAUCACAACACCCAGGUACUUAGAAACACUUACAUCCGUGAACUCAUCGAGGAGGAGGCUGAAACGCUGGGCACCCACAUCUGCGACCAACCUUUUCAGAAAGUAUGGUGCUAGAACACAAUUAAUAAUUUCUGUGCACUUUGUCCUGUGCAUUUUUAAGUGGGUAGCAGCAGUGGAGUCUGAGAAAGCAGCUCUACAUGCUUCUCCAAUGUGAUCACAUGCCAGCAUGGAACAGUGUUCAGCGAUAGCUAAUGCCAUGGUGGCCUCAGCCUUUUUUGCAGAGUACAUUUUUUAAACCAUAAAUGGCAGCUUGUUUUGGGUGGAACUGUUAUAUGGCUUUGCCUUUUGAGUAUGUUUUUGAAUUGUCAUGUUUUUUUACAUCACUAAGUUUGGCGUAGAAAUCAGCCUUACAAUACAGGCAGUAUGCCCGUGUAUCAUCUCCAAUAAACGGCUUCAACCAGCCUUUUGUGGGGAUCUAUUUUCUUACAACUAGAUGUGAUGCCUAGCUUAGAAAGAAUACAUUAAUGAUUAAACAUAAUAGGUUUGUGCUGUACUGAUAUAGAUUGUUUAACAUAACAAGCUGUGAUUAAUGUGAGGAACCGUUAGGGGGUAGGCUGAGAUAGACUGAGAUACACACACACACACUGCCUCUUUGUUAAACCGCUCAAGGACAUGUGUUCUGCUACAAUGAAGAAGAACAAACUAUGUCUGAGGUUGCUGACUCGAGACAAGUUGUAAAGAAAACAACUAAUGCCCGGCAACAGUGAAGCGCCAAGGGGCUGGGACCAGCCUGAGCGCCAACGAUAGGUUGGGUAAGUUUAAACCACACCCAGCCUCUAUUCUGACAGGCCCAGCAGGGAGCGGGAACUAUCUCUGUCAGAGUAUUAAAGAAGAACCUUGGGUUGAAAAAGUUAGUUCUCUGACUGCCCUGCGUGGUGUUUCAGUGGGCCAGUAUAUACGAACAUCAUAUUUACCAUUCAAGUGUUUGCAUUAAUUAAAAUACUAGUCUAUCUUAGAAGACGUGUAUUCACCUCUUUUGUUCCUUAUACCAGAUUCGAAUUGACGCAAUUUGACACUUUGAAUUCAGGGUUUGAUUCCCACUCCUUUCUGUAUUUUUUUGUGUACAGUUUAGACUGAGACAUGAUGAACUAGCCAGCUAGAUGUUUAGCUUAUGUCACAGAGGCGCACACACACAGUGGACGAGGUGAGUAAGUGACUGAGGCUGUGUGAGUCAAAUGCAGUGAUUUAUUUUUGUGCAGUGAUUUAUUUUAGACAAAGAAUAUUUUACAUUUACAUCCCGCCCUGAAUGUAAGCCAGGGCGGGAUCAGCCAGCGGCGGCUUCCCGCAUGCACGAUUCAUUUGCAGUCUGGACGCGGAGGAGUGAACAUCUCCUGCUCUGACUGCAGCUGGGAGGGACUGCUGUGCGAGGACUGGGCUGCCUGUGAGUGCUUUGGCACUGGGGUGGGGCCCACGGCAGCACCCGCUGCUCGUUGAGAAGAGUAAGAACGAUACGUGCUUUCACGUCAGAGUCUCAAAGUCUCCAAUAACACCAGAAAAAGUUGCUAGAUUUGUCGCUAGUCGAUUUUUUGAAAAUAUGUCGCUAGAGGGGUCUGAAUACUCGCUAAAUAUAGCAACAAAGUCGCUAAGUUGGCAGCACUGCUAGUAAGUAUCUGAAAUGGCCAAUAAAAGCAGAGCAUUGGCACAGAGGAUUCUUAUCCUGUGUAGACAGGAGACCAGGGCGUAUUCACUAUGGCGAAUGGCAACAAUUACGAUUGCAAGCCAAUGACAUCUAAUCAAACACUGCAUUAGGCAUUUGAAGUGUUCUCUCAAUGUUAACAAACUCUCAAAGUGCACGACAGGUAGCCUAUAUUACUUGCCAUAAUGUCAGGUAAUUAAUUCUGGUCUUGGAGACCCAGAGGUUGUGUGCAGGCCUUUGUUUUAGUCCAACACUAACACCUGAUUCACAUACUCAAGAACUAUGUAACACCACAUCAUUCUCCAGGACUGGGGUUGGUGACCACUGCUGUUCUGGAAUUCAGAUCAUGUGUGCAGGGUUUUGCCCCAGCAUUAAUAUGUCAAGUGUCAACUACUCAUGAAGCUCAUGAAUAGCUGAAUCAGGUUUGUUACUACUGGGCUGGAACAAAAUAGUUAUUUCAUGUGGGCGUUCAGGACCAGGAUUGAAGAACACUCCUCAAUGGAAUAAUGAUGCCUAUGCUUAAUAUAGAGCAAGCAUAACACUAACUUUGUCUCUCCAGGAUCUAGCAGCUUGUUCCUUCAGAGUCACACUUGGGGGGGGAGCUACGGCCUGCCCAUGUUGGAGAGGAAGUCACUCUGGCUGGGUUCAGUACCUGAGGUUUGACAUGUUUCAAUCACUAACAUACUGUUUUAUAUUCAUAUUUAAAGUAGCCUUCAAAUGGGAAGAAAUGCAUUGUGCUGACGUGAUAACAUAUUGUUUUGCGCCAAUCAGACAGGAUUUAUUUGUUAUCCUGAGCGAUUUUAAGCGGCUUGGCACAAAUUCUUAUCUCUUAAGGCCCCGUGUAGCUCAGUUGGUAGAGCAUGGUGCUUGCAACGCCAGGGUUGUGGGUUCGAUUCCCACGGGGGGCCAGUAUGAAAAUGUAUGCACUCACUAACUGUAAGUCGCUCUGGAUAAGAGCGUCUGCUAAAUGACUAAAAUGUAAAAAUGUUAAGACAUGGUAAGACUGUUUUACCAUUUCAUUCAUUAUUCCAAAAACACUACUGUAACUAUCUUAUAUUUCUGGUAAUCAAAUUCCAAUGUAAUAUAUUUUAACUUGACUAUAUAUUUAUUUGUCAUUUGUCUCUCGGUCUUGGCCAAAAUUUAUCUGAAAAAAGCCCUGUGUGAUUUACCCCCUGAAUCAGUGAUCAGGGUGAAAGGCACGGCCAAGCGUCGACCAGAUGGACAAGAUAACAAGGUGAGACUGUGGUGACAAGACAAGUGGCAGUAAUAUUCUCCAUCAGUGUUCAUGUGAAUGACUCCCUUCUGAUUGUGUCGCCAUUUUGUAAAUUGUAGGAGAUGCCCACAGGAGAGGUUGAGGUUCUUGCUGAGAGUGUGGAGAUUCUAAAUGUCUGCCGAACGCUGCCCUUUGAAAUCAAAGAUUUUAUGAAAGUGAGUAUAUGAUUACGCUUACAUUAUUUAUGCAUAAUAACAUCAGACACAUAAAAACAUAUUUAUUGUUAUCAAUACUAUUUUAGUAUUGAUGAGCUUUACUCUGUGUUUACAGAAAUCUGAAUCCUUUCGGAUGCAAUAUUGGUAUCUGGACCUUCGUUCGUGCAGUAUAACCUGAGGCUGAGGUCCCAGCUAGUGAUGAAGAUGAGAGAGUACCUCUGCAAUGUGCAUGGUACGUGUCCUUGAGUUACCUCUCCAGUUCCUAUCCUACUGUAUUGUAGUGCAUUUGUGUUGCAUUAUUUUUGUUUCCAUUCUAGGGUUUGUGGACAUUGAAACACCCACCUUAUUUAAGAGGACUCCAGGGGUAGGUGCACUUCACACAACAUUUUACUUUCUCCAAACACAAUUUUGGAUAAAUUAUGUGUAUUAUAGUCUCGUAGCUCCUCUAUUAAAUUAUUUAUAGAGCAGUGAGGAGCCAGUCCUCCCCUCAUGUUUAUGUAUUUUCCAGGGUGCAAAGGAGUUUGUGGUAACCUCGAGAACCUGGUCGAUGUUACUCCCUGCCUCAGUCCUCUGCAAUUUAAACAGCUUUCACAUGGUGGCUGGCAUUGCCAGGUAAACAACAUGGAUUCGUUAUAUUGAAUCACCAAGGCAUUGUUACAGUUGAUGCCCUGUGUCCAUUGUUUCUUACUUAAACAACUUCUGUAGGGAAACUGAUUUACAUUUACUCUUAAAGUGAAUGUGGGAGGAAGGAAGAAAUAAGUUGGAUAAAUCUAUGCACAGGUGCAACCCUGCCUUUUGAUGUGCCUGCCUAGUUCAGAGGUUUUGAGAAUAUUUUUAAACAUGAAAAUUGGCAUUCGAAUUGGAACUCUCUGAUGUCCAUUUUUUAUCUGGCAGGUACUUUCAACUGGCCCGGUGCUAAAGACAUGAAGGUUCCAAACCAGACAGACAGACAGAAUUCACCCAGGUAAUGUGGGGAUUAGCUCUAUGAAGAGACUUGAUCAACUACUUCUGAGGGCAGAUACAGUAGAAAAACUUUGGCAGAUGAGCGUCGAACAGCUUUAAUGGGGUUCCUAAUGUGGUUAACCCACUCUGUUAAAGAUCUUUGCUGGCAACACACACACAUAUACACACACACAUAUACACACACAUAUAAUUCAAGUUUAAUUCUGCCCUCAAUACUCUAUAAUGCCUCUUAUCUAUCCUCCCUAGGUGGACAUUGAAAUGUAAUUUGUGGAUCAAGCUGGAAUCUGAGGGCUUGGUCCAGUACUCCUGGCCUGUGGAGAAAGGUCCUGUUUCCACACCCUUCACCUGCAUGAUGUAUGAAGGACUAUGGAGUGGACAUGCCAGACACACGAUUUGCCAUGGUUUGCUCAAAAUACUUAAAUAUGAUUUAAUAUUUUGGGGGUUGGGGGGGUAUUUUUAAAUGCUACAGUCUUAUAGUGAAGGAAGAAAAUAUAAAAUCCUGCUUCAGUUUCUUAAGUUUCUUACUGUACUUGUAUCGCUCAUGGACAUCAGUGAAACAUUUCCCAACACAGAAAUAGAGUUCCUGAAAGAGGCCCUCAACCAACCAGAAGUUUGUUUCCAGGAAAUAUUUAGUCCCGGAUGGAGCAGUAAGUACAGUUAAACAAAAACCUAUAUUUUUCUCGCAAACACAAGAUUUGAGAUAGGAUUCUAGUAGACUGUUCUGGUAGGUUCUAGUAACCUAUUACUUUUGUUAAGAUUUGUGUGUCAAAUAAAGAUUGUCUAAGUUUGUUAUGAUGAUAUACACUGAGUGUACAAAACAUUAGACACCUGCUCUUUCCAUGACAUACUGACCUGGUGAAAGCUAUAAUCCCUUAUUGAUGUCACUUGUUAAAUCCACUUCAAAUCAGUAUAGAUGAAGGGGAGGAGACAGGUUAAAUAAUACUUUUUAAGCCUUGAGACAAUUGAGACAUGGAUUGUGUAUGUGUGCCAUUCAGAGGGUGAUUGGGCAAGACAAAAGAUUUAAGCGCCUUUGAACGGGGUAUGGUAGUAUGUGCCAGCCACACUGGUUUGUAUCAAGAACUGCAACGCUGCUGGGUUUUUCACUCAACUGUUUCCCGUGUGUAUCAAGAAUGGUCCACCACCCAAAGGACAUCCAGCCAACUUGACACAACUGUGGGAAGCAUUAGAUUCAACAUGGGCCAGCAUCCCUGUGGAAUGCUUUCAACACCUUGUAGAGUCCAUUCCCUGACGAAUUGAGGCUAUUCUGAGGGCAAAAUGGGGUGCAACUCAUUAUUAGGAAGGUGUUCUUAAUGUUUUUUACUCUCAGUGUAUUAGAACAUACUUUAUUUCACUACAGAAACAUUUGAAGGGCAAGGAUCAGGAAUCCCUAAAACAAACUGCCAGGACCCAGUUCUGCCAGGUAUGUUUACCUCGUUUUAAAAAACCCUGCUGCUUUUACAGUACACUCAGCAAAAGAGAACAGACAAUAUUCAUGAAAUAUGAAUCUGGAAUAUGAUCAAUAAACCAAGAUUAUUGUGAAGAAAAUGUUGAACGAAAGACAUAGCAUACUUGCCCUGAGGCAAGGGUAGACCUCACCAAUCCUAGAGUGGUGCAAUCCUGUACAUCUUAUAGGACCCCCUUUAUAACGAAGUGAGAUUAUUGGUAAAUGCACAGCUAAUUUGUGACUCCAUUUAGACUAAUUAUUUAUUGGGUUCAGCAGUUCAUGGUUAGAGAGAGAUGAAAACCGAUGACUCCUGGGCAUUCAAGUAUGUCGGCGCCCUGCCCAGGGGCUAGCUGCUUCAGAGGAAUAUCAAAUAAGCCUGGUGUUUUUUGUUGUGGUGUAUUUUGUCCAUCCCUCCUAGGAAGUGAAUGUAGUUUUGGUAAAGGCAGAUGGUGCAUUGAAGUCUGCUCCAGAUGGCCCAGGCCAGACCUGGGGACCUGCUGCUCUUCUCUGCUGGUAUGCAGAAAUGUGUGGUGAGUUACACUCUGAUCUGGUCACCCUGACCGCGUCCCAAAUGACACCCUAUUGCCUAUAUAGUGCACUACUUUUGACCAGGCCCCCUGGUCAAAAGUAGUGCACUAGGUAGGGAAUAUGGUGCAAUAUCGGACACAGACCCUGUCCUUCUGCAUACCUCACCCCAUUAAAGAUAACCCUUUUAGUCAAAAUGAGUGAUGUGGUGGUCAAAGUGGCUGCUUUGAUAUGAACUACACAGUAUAAUUCAUACACACAACACACUUCAAGGUUUGAGUUGCUGUUUUAUCUUUUGAAUUAAAAGCAAUGUUUUAUUUUUCUCAAACACGUAAUUGGCUCUGGUGCACCAAAAAUGAUGGCUGUUUUGUUAAAAAGAAAAGGCCUUUCAUAAAGCUGUGGAUCAAUAGUGUACUUUUGUCCUAAAGGAUGUGGAAGCAAUUGUAAUAAAAUGUCAGAAUAGAAGAAAGAGAACAAUCCACCCUCGCAAUAGUCAAUUGUCAGGCGUCAAAGAUCAUUUUGUGACCAAACAGUGAAGGCUGUUGCAUUCUGAAAAGAAACAAUCUUUUACUUUUGUUUUCCUGAUUUCCAUGAUUCACUCCCACAGCGCUCUUUGUUGGGCAAGUUGAGACUUCAGUGUGCUGAACUCCUAGAGUGCCCAGGUAUGGCUGUUCGAAACCCCUCAGCAUUUCACUUCCUGUGGGUGGUAGACUUCCCACUGUUCCUGCCAAAAGAACAGGACCCUGGGCAGCUUGAUUCAGCUCACCCUCCAUUCACCGCACCUCUCCCUGAGGAUACCCACCUCCUCUACUCCCAGCCUCACAGUGUCUCCUUGGGCACAUAUUUAUAGAGAGACGAAACCUUCUCAACAGUGUUGACUGACCUUAUGAAGCUUGUUUCUGUGCCCUUGCUUGCUGUUUUGUACAAAUAGAAAACUCUUAGAAAUGUACUGGGGUUGUUCCAUGUCAUUGCAGCAAGCCAUGACACCCACCAUCUCAGAUUGUUCUGAAAUCAUUUCUGUAGUUAGAAAACAGAUAAGAUUAGCAUUCCUGCAACAUUAUUUUGUUGAAAUAUACAUUUGAUCGUUGAGAAAUUAAGCUAAUUGAUUGCACCCAAAUUGGCCAUUUUAAUUUAUAGGAUUCACAUAAUAUUCAAUAAAUAUAGUACCUAACAUCCAAUUUGGAACAAUUUUUUUUCUAACAAUGAGUAGGACAUAAGGAAUCCAGAGGAAUUGUCAAAAGCCACCCACGGACCUCCCACACCCCACACCAAUCCCACCCUAACAACGAGUAUACAGUAUCAGUUCUCUGUCUGACAAGUAGUAUGGAGCUGCGGCUCGCAGUAUUGUUUCUUCAUCCUAUGUAAUGUAUUCUCAGUGAAUUUGGUGAUGUUUUUUCCCCACUGUUCAAAGAAAUUACUCAUUGAAGUUGUUAGGGUUAUGUCCUAUCCUACAUCCUGAUAUUUCCAGGUUCUGACGACUAGAUGGUGCUGUUCCAGGUGAUUUAUUUUUUAAAGACCCCCCGCCCCCCUCAAUGUUAAAGGGUUAGUUCGCCCAAAUUACAAAAUUACAUCUUGGUUUCCUUAGCCUGUAAGCAGUUUAUGGACAAGGUAUGACAGCAAUCCAUGCUUUGAUUUUGUCUACCUGGCCACGGUUUCAAAUGCUAACUAUUUGGCAUUUGUGGCACAAAUCCAAUGCAAGUCAAUGUUACCUAUAUUAGCAUUUUCGUGCUUCACAUCCAAAUCCUGUUUCUUGUGCUUUUUCAGGUGGAACGACCCCCACUGAGUACUGUGUCUGUGUAACAUUGCUGUCACUGCUAUUUUCAAACAGGAUGUAGUCCAAACAAGAAGUUUAGCAAACCAAACUAUAUAUUCAAGGAAAAUUCAUAGCCAAGUAUAUUUAAUUUGUAUCGUCACAACAGUAUCCCAUAAGUCAGUAUAAAUAAACUUUACAUCAGAGAGCAUCCUGUAAUGGCCUACACUGAGACCGUAUGUCUGUGUCUGUAUCAUUCAUCUAUUCCUCCUGUGUCAUUAUGGCUGGUACGUGGCCAGCAUUAUGACCUGGUCCUGAACGGGUGUCAGAUCGGGGGAGGAUCCAUUCUUAUUCACAAGGCCUCAGAGCAGCAGCAUGUCCUGGAGACGAUUCUCAAGGUAAUGAACUUGGACUGGAUAAGUAAGAGCACCAGAAUGCUGAUUUCCCAAACAGUCAUUUCUAUCAGGCUGAGGAGGAUAUGCAAGCACAAAUACCAUUAGUACCGCAAUUACAGCCUCUCAAAAUAAACAAUUGAUUAGGAUCGGUAAUCACAUCGCUCAUUGCUCCCUCUUUAUCUGAAAGUUUCUGAGCUGCACGUUCUCCUAACUUGUUGGAAGGUAAUAUUUAUUAUCACUGGUAAUAAGACAGUAUUCGCUACUGUAGCUAUAUACUAGAUUCUACUGUCAUUAGCCUUCCAGCGCAGUGAUGAAUAGAAUAAGCCAGACUUGAGGACUAAACGGACUGUGCCAACGAACGGUUAAAAGCAACAGUGGCCACCCUAUCGCCUCUGACAACUGAACAUCAGGCGUAAUUUUCUGUUCAUUUCCUGAAUUCUACAUGUUGAUUCGUCACCGUUCGUCAACACCCAGCAGGUUAUCUGCUGCGCAUGGCCAACUUUUGUAAUGGUGUGUCUUGGCCUUAAGUGAAUUCCUCUGUAGAGCACCACUGCUCUGAUCAGAUUUCUCCAUUCAAAUCUUACCUUAACAUUAGAAUACUGACAACGGAUCAACUCCUAGAGAGAUAUUACCUUCUGGCUGCAAAUAUUGAGGUGGCUUGUUCUAAUGCUUACCCUAUAACAGGUGUCUCCAACCUUUUCUAGCAUGAGAGCUACUUUUAAAUUGUCGCGAGUUACUCCUUAAUUAUUUCCUAGCUUUCAAAUAGUCACUCUUUGUAUUUUCCCGAAUUCCGUUUUCUCGGUUUUACACACUCAAACUUACAAUUAUUCAUAGAGAAACAAUGACUUUGAUGUUCUGAGCCCAUGUCAAUGCUUAAAUCACAUCAGAAGACCAUUUUUGAGGGCUGAAAAAAAAAAAAAGAUUGAUGAUUUGAGUGUAAUACCCCUUUCAUUGCGCAUUUUGCGAGAGAGGAAUGUGCUGGUCUAGCUAUGUUUUUGCUGCUGUGUAUGUCAUGACAUAGUUUGCAAAACAAAAGGCCAACUGAGUGAUACAAAUAAUUAUAUAAUUCUGCCCGAUAAGCCUACCAUAGACUAGUUAGCAUUGGCUCACAAAACUACCUUUAUCUUCAUUCAUACUGGAUGCAGAGACAAAAAUGGUAUCCAUGAGUAGUAUCUCUUUAAGAUACUUUUGGGAAACCGGGCCCUGACUGGUUUGUUCUGUCUUCCAAAAGAAUCCAUCUCUCCUCUCUCACCUGCUAGAGGCACGGGACUCUGGGGCUCCCCCUCAUGGUGGGAUUACAUUGGGUAAAUCAGCCAUAAUAACCAUCAAACCCAGCUGUGUUUCUCAUGCUUUGAUAUUUCACCAUUUGUUCUACAGAUGCUAAGUAGUAGACUUAGUAGAACUUAGUAGACCAGGCCCCUUGUCUUCCUGCAGCCAAGCGUGAUGCAUCAUUUGUGAGUCAUCAUUUAAUUCCCCUGUUCAUUCCCCUGUUCACUUUCUCUCUAGGUUUGCACCGCCUAGUAUUCAUUCUAGUCGGAGCCCCCAGCAUCAGGGCCGUGAUUGCCUUCCCCAAAUCAUUCAGGGACCAUGACCUGAUGAUUCAUGCCCUAGAUUUUGUCUCUGAAAAUGAGCUGAAACCCUACCACAUCUCUGUCAACUGGCCAGCAGGCAGUGAAGGGAACCAGGAGAAAUAG
Messenger RNA from Coregonus sp. 'balchen', 12175 nucleotides. The record is from the annotation of a GenBank genome assembly. Lineage: Eukaryota; Metazoa; Chordata; Actinopteri; Salmoniformes; Salmonidae.